AGACAUUACGGUAAUGAGCGUCAUGCUACCAGGAAGGCCAUUGUGUUGUCUGGGUUGCGAGCUAACACACAGACUGAGUUGCGCUUUUUUUCGGCCACAUUUCUGGGCAGCAGCGGAGUGAAACAUGUCCACCAGCUUGCCGGCGGGCGGUCUGAACCUGGAGGCGCAGCUUCUGUCCAUCAUGGACGUGCUGGUGAAGGCGGCGGUGGCGGAGAUCAGUCAACUAUUCUCGGAGAGCUCAUCGUCCCUGCGGCUGCAUCUCAGCCAGAGCCUGAAGGAAAACGAAGCGCUGAGAAUGAAGAUGAAGGUGAUGAGGAGCGAACUCUUCUCCCUGCGGCUCCAGACCAGGACCAACCGACCGGCCAGCCGCUUCUCUCCCAUCAGGGCAAACGUGGCCAAACCCCGUGUUAAAGCACAAGUUGUCAUCAAGUCACCGAUGGCUCAAAAGACUGUUAGAGAAGCUGCUUCUAUCACUCUGCAGUCAGAGGCCAAGACUUCCUCCUCUGCCACUCAAGUACAGCAUGCAGAUGUGGAGAGUCCAGAUGUCAUUCUGAUCAAGGACGAAGAUGACAUCGGAGGAUGCGGACCAGUCGUUGGUCAGGAUGACUUUGGAAACCACAGUAUGCAGGGUGGUGUUGCCACAGGGACUCAGAAUUUAGAGCCAGCUGGUUCCUCGUGCCUGACAGGUGAUAAUGAGGAGCUGAGAAUCGUGAGUGUUCACGGCCGAGGAGAAGGGCUUCUGCAGGAGGAAGGAGACGCCCUAUUCACAGCCUCCGAGCUUCAGGCUUUCAGCUCCCUGUCAGACCACAACGUCACCCAUGACAGCCUCCUGGAUUUCACCACUGGUGCGAGUGACAGAGCACCAAUGAGAGUGAUGCACGAUGACAGUGUUGGACUGGCGAGAAACGCCCACCUGGAAAGAAAUCCCUCCGCUCAAAUGGCGCUGAAUCCUGCGUUAAAAUCACCUGUAAUAGGAGCCGACGGUCAAGUGGGACACUCCAGUCACAUCGGCCAGUUCUCCCAGCAGCAGCAGAACGUCUUCCCUCACGCCGCCAACAAAUCAAUGGACUGCAGCUUCUGCGGUGAGCGCUUCCUCAACCGAGAAGACCUGAUCGUGCAUCGGGCGAGUCACACGGGGGAGUCGCCGAUUCCCUGCUCCCUGUGCGGGAAGUCGUUCGUCAGCAAGACCACGCUGAGCAUCCACAUGCGCAUCCACACCGGGGAGAAGCCGUACGCCUGUCCGCAGUGUGGGAAACGCUUCACGCAGAACGGCAGCCUGAAGAUCCACCUGAGGACUCACUCAGGAGAGAAGCCGUACACCUGCAACCAGUGCACCGCCAGCUUCAACAACCCCAGCAACCUGCGCAGACACAUGAUCACACACAGCACCAACGGGGCGCUCUGACCAUGAGCUCGGUGGCAGAUGCUGUUUCCUCGUUCAUUGUGACUCGGUACUGUUUCUGAAAACUCAAGAAACAGUGUUUAUUUCAAACAUUUUUUACAAAUACAAUACCUGGGCAUGACUGUUGUUGGUUCACCCCAUGAAAUCAACACCCGACGACGUAUUUCACUGAUGUCAAUCUACUAUUUGCCAUCACCGGCUUAAUAAUACAAGCAACUGUUAUGGCAAAAUCUCUGUUUAUUCAGUUUCUCUUGCUUUGCAGUGUUGACUUUUAUUAUUAUUAUUAUUAUUAUUAUUAUUAUUAUUAUUAUUAUUAUUAUCUCUAUCUUUUUACUUACUAUUCUAUUUGUGCUUGCACCAAGAGCACCAGAGAAAAUUCCUUGUAAGUGUAAAAACCUACUUGGCAAUAAAACUGAUUCUGAUUCUGAUUCUGAUCUUCAUAUUGCCACACUCAAGAUAUACAAAUGUGAUUGAGUGAUAGGGAUCGGUGAUGCCAAGCUUUUUAAAUUUGAUAAGAAACCGACAGUUUUGGUUACAUUUUUAACUACAUUUAUACUUGCCGUUUAAAGUGGUUCUGUGGUUUUCCUAACCGAUGGUCAUUUUUAGAAAAAUAAAAUCAUUGUACUUUACCACUCUUACUGGAUGUUAGUAGCAUUUUUUAUACUAAAGCAGAUAUGAUUGCAAAAAAAGUACAAUACAUCCAGAAUUUUAUCGAAACAUUGUGAUUAAAUAACAAUAAAAAUACAAAUAUAUGCACGGUUGUGUGCUUGGGAUGACGUGACACUGUGAUUUUAUAUGUCAGGGCUGUUUUGGCACAAACAAAAAAGUCAUGAAAUUGUUUGAAGUGAUGCAGCUGCCCACAUUUUGUAUUUAUAUUGUUUUGUUGGUGAUAUUUUUUUAAAGGAAUCAACAACAGAUGGGUAAUUUCUGAGUACUGAUGUGCCAUCCCUAGUGACUGCUGGUGUUGGAGUGUUUUAAACAUUUGCAAGUUACUCUUUUCUCACAUUGCAGAACAGUUUUAGACAUGGUUUCAUCAGUUUUACCAUUAAAACUUGUCUGAAAUUGAAAAAAUGCAGCUCAUUUUUCUGUCACUGCAGAAGGAGGGGGUAAUUGAGAAUGCCAUUUUCUUAAUUCUCACAUCUUUCUGUGUACACAUGUUUCAUUUACAAACAAACUACCUCUACUGUUGUGUCUGUUGCAGCUCUCUUUUUCCUGUUUUUGUACUUUCUGGAUAGUAACAAACUGGGCAAGUCAGAGUGGGUUCUGUCUGUGGAUUUGCAGUUCUGAAUAAAUACAUAUUUUUCUUCCACGCA
This is a messenger RNA of Acanthochromis polyacanthus (spiny chromis), 2715 nucleotides long. RefSeq names its product gastrula zinc finger protein XlCGF53.1-like. Bases 125 to 1405 code for a protein of 426 amino acids. Gene Ontology annotation, molecular function: DNA-binding transcription factor activity; RNA polymerase II cis-regulatory region sequence-specific DNA binding. The transcript has 4 exons. Gene Ontology annotation, biological process: regulation of transcription by RNA polymerase II. Lineage: Eukaryota; Metazoa; Chordata; Actinopteri; Pomacentridae. The record is from RefSeq and is a predicted model, not a curated record.